Messenger RNA from Lingula anatina, 1125 nucleotides. RefSeq names its product carbohydrate sulfotransferase 1-like. The record is from RefSeq and is a predicted model, not a curated record. Lineage: Eukaryota; Metazoa; Brachiopoda; Lingulata; Lingulida; Lingulidae.
AUGUAUCGCCGUGUAUCGACGCCAACUGCAACAGUGGAAGUCACACGUGGUCCAGAAUCUGUGACUGAGUCGCCCCCUGUCGAGAUAAAAGUAUCUGAUUCUUUGGAAUUUUUUCCUAAAAUGACCAGCAUAAAACCUUCUUUGCCUGUCAAAACCUCAAUGACACUUGCCAGCGAGGCAACCACUGUGUCUGCUGUCAGUAGGCCCACGGCGUCUCCGACCACUGGAGUACUCAUUUUUGGCUAUUAUCGAUCAGGGUCGUCAUUUAUUGGUGAAAUGUUCAACCGAAAUCCAAAUGCUUUAUACAUAUUUGAACCAUUGUUCAACAUAAUAAACGCGCAACAGCCUAAAGCCAGUGACAUUGCUUUCUUGAAUGGAACAAAGAUGAGUGCAGACGAUGUAGGAACGCAGAGAAUAUUUUUUCACAGUUUGAUUGGUCUAUUUGAUUGUGAUACGUCACGGAUCCCUUUGUCUGUACUAUGGAGUCCGAUGUAUAUCAACAAGGACCGCAUGAUGCACAUGAGGCGUUUUACACAAUGCACCAAAAGAAACACAGUGAAAAUUAUUUCAUCCCCAUGUUUGCCAAUUUACAAAGACAUUUGCGAAAAAGCAACGGUGAAAGCCAUUAAAUGCGUACGUCUAAAUGAUAUAAAUAUUACUGAGAAUUUUUUACAAACUAACCCAGGAAUCCGCGUCAUUCAUUUGUUGAGGGAUCCACGAGGCGCCUUGUCGUCUGGUCUUACUACGGGGGCUUUCAGAAGUGUUGGAGCAAAGCGCGCCGCACUCGACUUAUGUGAACGUAUGAAAAACAAUCUUGUCAACGGACGUCGAAUUCAAAAACGCUACCCAGGGCGUUUCUUUGAAAUACGGUACGAAGAUGUGGCAGAAAAUCCAUUGAAAAUGAUAUCAUACGUUUACAAAGUUCUUUCCCUCAGUAUAACAGAAGAUAUCAAGCAGACAUUUAUGCGACUGGCGAAUGGAAGUAAAGCUGACGGUGCUUACGGGACUGUCCGAACAGAUUCUAACGCUACUGCGCAUGCCUGGAAGACCAAAAUCAACCCCGAAGUUAAGCAAACUAUUGAUAGUAUUUGCGUCGAUGUAUUAAAGUUGGUAGGGUACGCAUAA